Molecule: messenger RNA, 4500 nt
Organism: Penicillium brevicompactum
Lineage: Eukaryota; Fungi; Ascomycota; Eurotiomycetes; Eurotiales; Aspergillaceae
Product: E3 ubiquitin-protein ligase SSM4
Exons: 3
Coding region: 1-4500 (1499 amino acids)
Cellular component (GO): endoplasmic reticulum membrane
Molecular function (GO): zinc ion binding
Source: RefSeq, a predicted model, not a curated record
AUGGAGGGAGCGGACAGCCAUUUCCGCACCCAUGCGGACUCCACCGCGUUUCCCGACGUAAUGAAUGACCCGGCUUACGACGAAAGGGAAAAGGGUUUCGACGACCUAGACACAUGCCGUAUAUGCCACGGCGAAGCCACGGACGAGGAACCGCUUUUCUACCCGUGCAAGUGCAGCGGGAGUAUCAAAUUUGUCCACCAAAUUUGUCUGGUAGAAUGGCUGUCGCACUCGCAGAAGAAACACUGCGAGCUGUGCAAAACGCCAUUCCGGUUUACGAAGCUUUAUGACCCAAACAUGCCCCAAAACCUCCCUGCGCCUCUUUUCGUCAAGCAAGCAGUGAUACAGUGUUUCAGGACACUGUUGACAUGGAUGAGAUUUGUCCUCGUCGCAUUCGUCUGGCUAGGAUGGUUGCCGUGGUCCAUGCGCGCAAUUUGGAGAGCACUGUUCUGGCUUGCGGAUGGUCGCUGGUCUGCCACCGAACAUGCUCGAAACCAGGCCGCACAAUUUGCCAACGAAGGACUAGGUCACUUAGGGUCAAAUGGAAGCGCUGUGAAUGCUGCUAUCGUCGAGUCAAUCUCUAAAACCUCAAGUACGGGGAUCUCAUCUAUGGCCGCACCGUCUGCAUCACCAUCAUCCAUUUCUAAUCUUUCUUCCGGCGAGCCACUCAUGCUCACCAUGAUCAAAAAACUAGUUCCUACUCUCUUCAUGCCUGCAUUUACUUCGACUGUCGGACAAACGAGCGCAGAGCAGAACUCUACUGUGAGCUCAGCCAAGCCACGGUACCCCUCAUGGCUUUCGGAUGUCAAAUUCUUAAAAACAUUGACACCGUAUCCCACAAUUAACAACAUGAUCAUUGACACACUGGAAGGCCAAUUGAUCACCCUCUUGGUGGUUCUUGCGUUUAUCCUGCUGUUCCUCAUUCGGGAGUGGGUUGUUCAGCAGCAACCGAUGGCAAACAUCGCAGAGGGAGAGCGCGAAGCAGCUCUCCAGCUGAUUGCCAAUGCCAAUAACCGACUCAACGAGCGCUUCAAUGAAGAAGGGGGCUUUGACCAACCCGCACAAGCUCUUGCUCAGCCACAAAACCCGAUCAACAAUGAGCCUGCCGACGAUCAUGAGGCAGAAGAUGACGACCUACCUGCUUACGCCCCAAACUCACCAGCUCCGUCGUGGACUGAUUCCGAGGAUGGUCUCCUUGCAUUCCAGCCAGAACCGCGGGAAAACACAUUUGACCCGGAAGAUGAGACAGAUGACUCUGCUCCAACGGCCAGGGCUUUGGCCUUCCGAGAUCUUGUUGCCCGGACACAUGGUGAUCACGAUGAGAUGUUGCGGAUACUCCGGGAAGAGGCUCAUGGAGAUGAUCUUGACUGGUUUGUAAACGCCAUGACUGGGGUCACUAUCGAUCGCACGGCCGCAGGUCCCUCAAACCAGCCCCACAAUCCGGAUGAUAGAUUGCUCCACUUCAACGCCGGGGAAGGUAGCACCGAUGCUCAGCGCGAAGGCUCUGAAGCCGAGAAUACUCCGGAGGACCAACAAGCAACAGCUGGUGAACAUGCCACAUCUCUCAACGAGCAACCGAUUGAUCGGCCUCCACAAGCCGUCACCGAAAGAAUCAUCGAUUGGUUCUGGGGUGACAUCACACCUGUAGAGCGGGACGCAGAAGAGCCAGUGCCCGAGGACGACGAGCACAUCGUUCAAGAUCCGGCCUUGGAAGACCCAUUCGUGCCUUUGCCUAACCGAGUGGUGGAUGAGCCAGCCGAUGCUGCUGCCGAUGCUGCCGCCGCCGCGGAAGCUGGGCUAGAUCCCAACGACCUUGAAGCUGCUGAUGGCGAUGACUUCGAAGGAAUCAUGGAUCUCAUCGGCAUGCAAGGUCCCAUUUUUGGACUUUUCCAAAAUGGCGUUUUCUGUGCCCUCUUGAUUGCUUUCACAGUAGCCAUUGGUAUCUGGCUUCCCUACCUCUGGGGAAAAAUUGCUCUCGUGCUGCUCGCAAAUCCCCUAGAACUUCUAAUUGGAGUCCCUUUGACCGCUGUCGAGGUUGUUGCUGAUGUCGUCCUCGACACACUUAUUGGCGCCGUGGGAUACGUCAUGUACUGGUUCAGCUUUGUCUUCAAGAUCCUGUUGAGUCCUCUCGGCGGUGUUGUCCCCCUCGUUGAAUGGAUUCCUCAAAACAAAUCAGUCACCAGCGCAUCGCUUUCUCUUAUAGAUGCUAGCAGCCGGCGUUUGAACAAUGUGCUCAAAGCGUUCUUGGUCUUCCACGAAUCUGAUAUUCCGAUGUUCUCAGUCCUCUCACACCAGGCACUCAAGCUACACCAGGCUCGCAUCAGCGCUGUGACUCAGUCCAUCUAUGUCACCGCAAAGUUCAUAUCGUAUGACAUUCCCUUGCGGAUCGUGACUCUUGGCCUACCGGGUGCUUUCAAAUUCGACUUUGAUACCACCUUUAUGAAGGAGUACGCUGGUCAAGUUCAACAACAAUUCAUCGAAUUUGGCAAUUCCUCGCUCUUCGCUCUUCCGGGAAAGAGGCUUUUGAGUGCAAGCGCAGCUAAGGCCGCGUCAGCAGGAGCGCCUGUUGAUUAUGACCUGGCCACCUGGGACUCCAAGGAUCGUGCCAUUGCAAUUCUGAUGGGUUAUCUCCUCGCAUCGCUUGUUGGCCUCUUAUAUCUCCGCAUCACUGGACUGCUAACUGGGGCCAACCGCGGACAAAGAAUCGAGGGUGUGGUUGCUGAAGUGCUGAUCCAAGCGGGUGGAGUCAUGAAAGUCAUCCUCAUCAUUGGAAUUGAGAUGAUUGUUUUCCCUCUGUACUGUGGCAGUCUUCUUGACCUAGCUUUACUUCCUCUCUUUUCGGAAGCUACUGUGGUCUCUCGCCUUGCCUUCACAGCCUCCUCGCCCCUCACAUCACUUUUCGUACACUGGUUCGUUGGAACAUGCUACAUGUUCCACUUCGCCCUGUUCGUCUCUAUGUGCCGAAAGAUCCUACGGAGUGGUGUCCUUUACUUCAUUCGUGAUCCCGAUGAUCCGACUUUCCACCCGAUAAGGGAUGUUCUAGAACGAAGCAUCACCACCCAACUUCGCAAGAUUGGAUUCAGUGCCCUUGUUUACGGUGCACUGGUCAUUGUUCUUCCCAUCCACUGGUCGGCGAGUGCGCCAAUGCUCGAGUUCCCGGUCGAUCUCUUGUUCUAUAACUUUGUGCUGCCGGUCAUCAUCCAAUCCUUCAAACCAUCGGAUGGAUUGCAUGAAUUGUACGAUUGGUGGUUCCACAAAUGCGCCCACUUCCUCCGCCUCAGCAACUUUUUCUUCCCAGAACGACACAUCGAGGAAGAAGGUUACCAUGUCCGCAAGACUUGGUGGGGUCUUCUCACCGGAAGCAAGGGAGACUACGAACAUCCAGUCAUCGGCGUCGAUCAACAGGCUGCAGCCGAACAGGCGAACCACGAUGUUUACUUCUUGCGGGAUGGUCGCUACGUCCGAGCUCCUGGUUCCGAUCAAGUCCGCAUUCCAAAAGGCAACCGCGUUUUCUUGGAUGUCACGGAGGAUAACGAGCGUGUUGACGGAAAGCCGGAUCUUGCCGAUGGCCUUCACGGUCGAUCCAGUAGCAUGUUCACCAAAGUUUACAUCCCUCCCUCUUUCCGAACCCGCAUCGCUGCAUUUAUUCUUCUGAUCUGGCUGUUUGCCGCCACCACUGGAGUAGGCAUCACCAUUGUCCCUCUGAUCAUUGGGCGGAAGAUCAUCAUGUCAUAUUCCGCCAGCCAGGCCCCGGUGAACGAUGUCUACGCCUUCUCGAGCGGUCUCUGCGUGGUCGGUGCGUUUGCAUACCUGGCAUACUACUCACGCACGGCAUACGACAUUGCGCGGGCUCAUUCGGGUCCAUACCUUCGAUCUCCUCGUCAGGCCGCACAGAUGAGCUUGGAGCUCGUGAUGCACGUUGCUCGGCUUCUUUACAUCGUUACUGUUGCCAUCAUCGUCCUCCCAUCUCUCUUCGCACUACUCACUGAGCUUUACAUUCUGAUCCCUGCGCACACUUUCUUCGGCGAUGGACAGUCCCAUGUUGUCCACGUGGUUCAAGAUUGGGCACUCGGGGUGUUGUAUGUCCAGAUGGCCAUCAAAUUGACUUUGUGGCAGCCCCAUUCUUGGGCAGCUGCUGUGAUCAAUGGCAUCUUCAAGGACGGGUGGUUGAGACCCAAAGCUGGUAUCGCAACCCGUGCCUUGGUCAUUCCCCUUUUCCUUUUCACCGCUGCAGCUGUCACAUUACCUCUGUCGUUUGGGGUUAUUGUGCGCUGGUCUUUCUUCUACUCCAGCGUUGGAGUACAACCCAACAUAUAUCGCUAUGCAUACCCCAUCGCCUUACUGAUUGUGCUUUCCACAUGGCUGUCUCACCUACUCUUGAGGAGAGUUGCGGCUUGGCGGACCACCAUUCGUGAUGACGUUUACCUGAUUGGGGAACGCCUGCACAAUUUCAGCGAAAAGAGGGCGCGGGAUGUCGGUGUCUCGCGAGUGAUGACCGGAUGA